CCUGCAGCCUCACUGCCUCCGCGUGCUUGUGGGCCCUGACUUUCUCUCUGAGCACACCACAGAGGCCCAGGAGCCAUGCAGGCUGCAGGCCAGGGCACAGGGGGCGCAGCGGGCGAUGCUGAUGGCCCAGGGGGCCCUGGCGAUCCUGGUGGCCCAGGGGGCUAUGCUGGCGGUCCAGGAGAGGCGGGUGCUGCGAGCGGCGGAGGUACUCAGGGCAUCGCGGCAGCAAGGGCCUCAGGGCCAGAAGGGGUCUCAGGGCCAAGAGGAGGCGUCCCUCGUGGGCCACGUGGCGGCCCGGCUUCACGGCUGAAUGGAUGCUGCAGAUGCGGGACCAGGAGGCCGGACAGCCGCCUGCUUGAGUUCUACCUCACCAUGCCUUUCCCGACACCCAUGGAAGCAGAGCUGGCCCACAGGAGCCUGGCCCGGGAUGCCCCACCGCUCCCCAUGCCAGGGGUGCUUCUGAAGGAGUUCACCGUGUCUGGCAACAUACUGACUAUGUCAGUUCAGGACCAGGACAGGGACGGGGCCUGGCCGACUGAUUGCUGCGGACCACCGCCAACUCCAGCUCUCCAUCAGCUCCUGUCUCCAGCAGCUUUCCCUGUUGAUGUGGAUCGUGCAGUGCUUUCUGCCUGUGUUUUUGGCUCGGCCUCCCUCAGGACAAAGGCGCUAAGCCCAGCCUGGUGCCCCUUCCUAGGUCGUGCCUCCUCCCCUAGGGGAUGGUCCUUGCACGAGCGGCCACUUCAUUGUGGGGGCCUGAUUGUUUGUCGCUGGAGGAGGCCGGCUUACAUGUUUGUUUCUGUAGGAAAUAAAACUGAGCUACAAUUCCGUGUCUGAGUCUCUUCUCGGCGAGCGAAGGCACCUUCAGACUUGCGUGCCCUUGUCCUCGGGUUGCAGGGGAGGCUCUGGGAUUCAGAGAUUGAAGUAGCACAAGGUAAUGGAAGACAAUUUGGGAAAUGGGGGAAAAUGAAAAGCCACUGGGUCCCGCCGUUCAGCUUUA
Molecule: messenger RNA, 997 nt
Organism: Macaca mulatta (Rhesus monkey)
Lineage: Eukaryota; Metazoa; Chordata; Mammalia; Primates; Cercopithecidae
Source: RefSeq, a predicted model, not a curated record